This is a messenger RNA of Penicillium brevicompactum, 204 nucleotides long. RefSeq lists its product as uncharacterized. Lineage: Eukaryota; Fungi; Ascomycota; Eurotiomycetes; Eurotiales; Aspergillaceae. The transcript has a single exon. The record is from RefSeq and is a predicted model, not a curated record. Bases 1 to 204 code for a protein of 67 amino acids.
AUGGGUUGGGGAGGUGAAACCACCGCCAAGAUGGAACUGACACAAGGACUUUGCCGUGAAAUUUACAAAUCGAACAAGGAAAUCAAGGCUCUUAGAAUAAUAGACGAAGCCCUCAGACUGGGCAAUGUUCUUUGGAAUGAAGAGCUCGGUCGUGCUUUGAUCAUCGACUUUCACCGCUCUACUCUGAGACCCUCUAAGCAGUGA